Molecule: messenger RNA, 1934 nt
Organism: Stylophora pistillata
Lineage: Eukaryota; Metazoa; Cnidaria; Anthozoa; Scleractinia; Pocilloporidae
Product: membrane-associated progesterone receptor component 1
Cellular component (GO): endoplasmic reticulum; endomembrane system; membrane
Source: RefSeq, a predicted model, not a curated record
AGUUAAAUGUUGAACCAGACCCACAAAGGGCAAUGGUGUAACGCACGCCGUGACUCCGUCUUCAACAAGAACGAACGUCACUUUGUUUUCUGAUUCAAGGUCUUUGUCUAACAUGACCUAUGGAAUUUGACGUUGUGUUCUUGAUGUCAACCUGUUUUCCGGUGUACGUGCAUGCGAACAUACGUAAGCAUCAACGGGCUCACCAUUUUCCGAUUGCACAAUUUCUUUUAAACUUAUUCCUGUUUCGUAAUGAAUGCAAUGUCGUGUUGUUUUGGAGUGAAGAGCUAUUUUUUUUUCUAUCAGUUUAUCGUAACAACUUCCGUUUAUUGCGUGGGAUGUUCAUAAACAGAGAAAAUCGAUUAAUCGAGAGCAUUAAAACACUGCCGCCCUCCCUUAAAUGCUCGCUGCUAACAGCAUCGCCGUGGGAUGUGAGGUUACACACAUCAAGUUAUAAACGAUCAAAGUCCAAGUAUGUUCAAAUUCUAUUCAUGUACACCGUGAGGCACUGCUGUUAACCAGCACGUGAACAAACGAUUAGAAUUGAGUGAUAAGGGACAGAGUAAUUCCACCGGAAACUUGGUCAUCCGUGACAAAAGAAAACGUCACGAGGUCCCAAUCCUGUUGAGUGUUGCCAUUGUAAAAGUUUGUAAACAGAGCGUAAUAUGCAUUUUAGAAUUGAAUGCGACACUGGUAACAUCCCGGUGAUAAAAUCGAGAAGUCGACUCGCGGCAUCACGAUGAACAAGUGGAUGAUAUCUGGAUAUAAGGUUCGUUUUAAAGGCCACGAAGGCGAUGUUUAUGGUCGUUUGUACGACAUAUUAACUUGGCUUGUCCAAGUGCAUUUAGAUGCCUUGUGUCUGUUUGGCUCCAUCCUGUUAACCCUACAAGUUACGUGGAAGAAAUUAUUUUGUACUACGCAACAAGAAGUGACGAACAGAGAUGAAUUUCUGCCUCCACCAGACUUUGAAAAUCGCUCAUUUACUGUGAGCGAAUUACAGCAAUACGACGGCAUCAAAAAUCAGAGAAUAUAUUUUGCGGUUAACGGCAGAGUGUUUGAUGCUACACACACACAGGACAUUCAGUAUUUUAUGGAUGGACCGUUCAACCAUCUUGCUGGUCGAGACGCCAGCCGUGCUUUAGCAACCUUUUCUUUGGAUGAAAAUUUGACGAACAAAUCCGAAAUGGACGACUUGUCUGAUCUCAAUCCACUUCAAAUGGACAGCCUCUUUCACUGGGAAAUGCAGUGUGUAGAGAGAUAUCCUUGUGUCGGAAGACUUGUCAGAAGUCAUCAGCCACGUGCUCUUCAAAACGUUUGCAUAAGAACAAUAUGUGGUUGUAUGGGUGAAAUGAAAGGUAUUGCUAGAAGGAAGGCAGUUGAUGAACUUCCUUUACCGAGACUUAUCAAAAAUCAAAUCAUACCUAUGAGAUAAUCAUUUUGGGACUGUAUUACUGCCCGUGUAUCAAUAUUCAACCGGUCAGGCUGGCCAAUCAGAUUGUUCAAACAUAAGUUAUGCCCUUAAAAAUUUUCUGGAAAAGUUUGUGGCGGCUUUUCGGCCAUAAUAAAACAGCAGAAUUGUAAAAUUCUUGCAUUUACAGGGAUGUGAAUCUUUUGUAUCAAAAGAAAUCAAGAAGUUCAAACAGUGUUACUUUGCACACUAUAGCAUAGCCUAUCAAGUGAAACACUGCUAUCUUGUUUCGCAGUGAAGGGGCAGUGCCAUUUGUAAUCAUUGUUCACACGGAAUAAUAGUGGCAUUAAUCCAAGACUAUAUGAAUGCAGCUUAUAAAAACACUAAUUACGAAGAGAAAGCCAAAGAGCCGAGACUGAUUCAGUUAGCUCAAAUAUUCGAAACAGUUAGCAUCUGCACACCAGGCUAUUAGUGUAUAAAGUAUUUUUAGAUUUUAAAUUUCAAUAACAAUAAAAGACAAUAUAGAAGA